This is a messenger RNA of Salvia miltiorrhiza (redroot sage), 2839 nucleotides long. Its product is annotated as subtilisin-like protease SBT1.7. The coding region runs from base 277 to 2559 and encodes 760 amino acids. The transcript is spliced from 2 exons. Gene Ontology annotation, biological process: proteolysis. NCBI's taxonomy places the organism in Eukaryota, Viridiplantae, Streptophyta, Magnoliopsida, Lamiales, Lamiaceae. The record is from RefSeq and is a predicted model, not a curated record. Gene Ontology annotation, molecular function: serine-type endopeptidase activity.
AUUAAGCAGCAUUCCAUUAACCAGAGGAAGAAACAUCGAGCCAUCAAAAUUUCGAAUAUGAAAAUGAUUGUGUGAGUUGGCAAAAAACAAUGAAUCAUCAACUUUUCUCCUCUUUUAUUCUCUACAUAAAAAGAAGAGUGGGAAAAAAGAGUGUGUUUGUAGUAGAAUAAUUUCUUCAAGAGGGAUUAAAGCCUGUGCACACGUGAACAAAGCUGUAGUAGUUUCCCCCACUAUUUAGCACCAAUUCUCCGCACACAUUUCUUCCCAACACUAAAAAUGGCGAUCAGAAACAUCAGAAUUCCGCCAUUUUCGGUGGCUGCGCUGCUUCUGCCACUCAUUCUCCACGUGGCGGCGGCGGCGGAGGAGAAGAAGGAGACCUACAUUGUUCACAUGGCCAAGUCGGAGAUGCCGGCCGAGUUCCUUGACCAUACGCACUGGUACGACGCGUCGCUGAAAUCGGUGUCCGCGUCGGCGGCGAUCCUCUACACCUACACCAACGCGGUCCACGGCUUCUCCACGCGCCUCACCCCCGAGGAAGCCCGGGCCAUGGAGGCCCGACCCGGUAUCCUCUCGGUCCUACCCGAAUUGAGAUACCAACUCCACACAACCCGCACCCCUUCCUUCCUCGGUCUCGACCAGAACGCCGCCAUGUUCCUGGAAUCUGAUUCUGCCAGCGACAUCGUCGUUGGGGUCCUCGACACCGGCGUCUGGCCCGAGAGCCCCAGCUUCGACGACACCGGCUUCGGCUCGGUGCCUAGUUCGUGGAGAGGUGAAUGCGAGAUCGGAACGAAUUUCACCAAAUCCAAUUGCAAUAAGAAAUUGAUCGGAGCGAGGUACUUUGCUAGAGGAUACGAAGCCACUCUCGGACCGAUUGAUGAAUCCAAGGAAUCGAGAUCGCCGCGCGACGACGACGGCCACGGCACGCACACUUCCACCACCGCCGCCGGAUCCGUCGUCUCGGGCGCAAGCUUGUUCGGUUACGCCUCCGGCACGGCGCGCGGGAUGGCGCCGAGGGCUAGGGUUGCGGUUUACAAAGUCUGCUGGAUCGGUGGAUGCUUCAGCUCCGAUAUUCUCGCUGCGCUGGAUAAAGCAAUCGACGACAACGUGAACGUGCUCUCGUUGUCGCUCGGCGGUGGAAUGUCCGAUUUUUACAGGGACAGCGUCGCGGUCGGAGCCUUCGCCGCCAUGGAGAAGGGGAUUUUCGUGUCCUGCUCCGCCGGCAACGCGGGUCCGAGCUCCUACAGCCUGUCCAACGUGGCGCCGUGGAUCACCACGGUCGGCGCCGGGACGCUCGACCGCGACUUCCCGGCCUUCGUCAGCCUCGGGAACGGGAAGAACUUCUCCGGCGUCUCGCUGUUCAAAGGCGGCGCUCUGCCGGGAAAAUUGCUCCCGUUUGUCUACGCCGGAAACGUGAGCAAUGCUACCAACGGUAAUCUAUGCAUGACGGGAUCUCUAAAUCCGGAAACGGUGCGCGGGAAAAUCGUGCUGUGCGACCGCGGCGUGAACCCUCGGGUUCAGAAGGGGUCGGUGGUGAAAGAGGCGGGAGGGCUCGGCAUGGUUUUAGCCAACACCGCCGCCAACGGCGACGAGCUGGUGGCGGACGCGCACCUACUCCCCGCCACCGGCGUCGGCGAGACGACGGGGAACGCGAUUAAGGAAUACUUGUUCUCCGACUCCAAUCCAACGGCGACGGUUCUGUUCGAGGGGACGAAAUUGGGGAUCGAGCCGUCGCCCGUGGUGGCGGCGUUCAGCUCGCGCGGGCCGAAUUCGAUCACGCCGGAGAUUCUGAAGCCGGACCUGAUCGCGCCGGGGGUGAACAUCCUAGCCGGGUGGUCGGGGGCGGUGGGCCCCACGGGCUUAGCCGAGGACGGGCGGCGCGUGGGCUUCAACAUCAUCUCCGGCACGUCGAUGUCGUGCCCGCACGUGAGCGGGCUGGCGGCUCUGCUGAAGGCGGCGCACCCGGAGUGGAGCCCAGCAGCGAUCCGGUCGGCGCUGAUGACGACGGCUUACACGGCCUACAAGAACGGGAAGGUGAUCCAGGACGUGUCCACGGGGAAGCCGGCCACAGCGUACGAUCAAGGCGCCGGACACGUGGACCCCGUAUCCGCCCUUAAUCCCGGGUUGGUCUACGAUCUGGACGCGGAGGAUUACUUGAAUUUCCUGUGCGCCUUGAAUUACACCGCCGCGCAAAUCAACAGCCUCGCCAGGAGGAACUACAGCUGCGUGGCGGGAAAAUCGUACAGCGUGAAUGACCUAAAUUACCCUUCGUUUGCCCUAACCCUCCCGGCGCAGGGGGGAUCCAGUGUGGUCAGGCACACGAGAACGUUGACCAACGUGGGCCCCCCUGGGACGUACAAGGUGUCCGUGACGUCAGACGAUUCGGUGAAGAUCGCGGUGGAUCCGGAGAGUUUGACUUUCGGUCAAAGCAAGGAGAAGAAAUCGUACACCGUGACGUUCAGCGCGGCGGCGAGGCCGUCCAGUGCGAAUGGAUUUGGCCGGAUUGAGUGGUCGGACGGGAAGCGCGUGGUGGGGAGUCCCGUCGCGAUUACUUGGGUGUAAAUUUGGGGGAAAAGGAAAGUAAUUAACUCGCACUAAGCGUGUGGGUUUUUGUUGGCUUAAUUAAAAUUAUGGUAUGUUGUUUAAAAUUAAACCUUGUUUGGGUUUUGAUUAAUAUUUUAGUAUUUUGAAAUGGGGGCAGGGGGCAUGCGAAAUUGGAAAUAUUGGGGAGACGAAGGUGUUUUGAUUUCUUGGUAACUGUACAGUUCUUGGAUGUCACACAAUGCCUUAAUGUAACAUACUAGUAUAUUAUCUCAGAAAUGGACAACCUUGUUUCUUCCAA